This is a messenger RNA of Folsomia candida, 2275 nucleotides long. RefSeq names its product glucose dehydrogenase [FAD, quinone]. Gene Ontology annotation, molecular function: oxidoreductase activity, acting on CH-OH group of donors; flavin adenine dinucleotide binding. NCBI's taxonomy places the organism in Eukaryota, Metazoa, Arthropoda, Collembola, Entomobryomorpha, Isotomidae. Bases 249 to 2171 code for a protein of 640 amino acids. The transcript has 11 exons. The record is from RefSeq and is a predicted model, not a curated record.
UAAUUGUGGGGUACAGAAUUCAAGUGUUUUUUUGACAUGACAUAAUAUAGACAUAGCAUAGAUCUGUCUGACUGCAAUGUUAGUUUACUUAUUAUGAAUGAUUGCACAAUAUAGCACCACGGCCUUUACCCCCAAAUCAGCCAGUAGUCAGUUGUGUUGUCUGUGUGGUUGUGGUAUUAUUUAUUUGCAUUUCCCAUAAACACUUUUUCCUUUUGCAGAUUUUAUUACUUUUUGUUACACGUCCGAAAAUGUACUACAAACCCCUAGUUUACCUAUUAUUUUUCAGCACGCCCUGGAUGAUCUGGUUCUUUGGUGCUGCCAAUUACUACUCAGAUUACAUUAGCAGCACUUAUUUCUCGGAUCAUGAGGAGCAAAACGUGGUCUAUGAUUUCAUCGUUGUUGGAUCGGGGGCUGCGGGUGCCGUGGUUGCUCACAGACUUUCCACUUCAAAAAACAUCAAAGUUUUGCUGAUUGAAGCCGGAGGCGACCCCUCAUUUUUAAACAGUGUUCCUGGAAUUUCUGCUGACCUGAUUGGAUACCCGGAAACUGAUUGGAUGCAUAUGACCGUUCCUCAAAAACAUGCGUGUUGGGCCAUGAAAAACAAUCAAUCCAUGUGGAAUGCCGGAAAAGUGUUGGGUGGGUCAACGCAACUAAAUAUGAUGUUUUAUUUGAGAGGUCAUCCAGCAGAUUACGACAACUGGGCAAACCUAACCGGGGACGUAAGGUGGUCAUAUGAAAACGUGCUGCCGUUUUUUAAAAAAUCUAUAAAAUCCUAUAACGGAGAAUUUUCAGACAACAAAAAACAUUACUCUGAAUCUGAUUACGGAUUUUUAAAUAUCGAACAAAGACGUUGGCUGAGCCUUUAUGAGGAAUUUAAAGAAAGCGGAGAACAAAAUGGGUUUCCGACGAUCGACGCUAACGGAGGAUCGCAACGUACAGGAUUUGCAAAAAUUGAAGCCACGCAAAAAAAUGGGGAACGGUUUGGAACAUACUCCGCAAUUAUCUUACAACUUGAAAAUAAGCCAAACGUCAAAAUUUUAAGAUAUUCUCGUGCAAUGAAGGUAAAACUUGAUAAGAAUUUACGAGCUGAAGGGGUUUGGUACAUGCAACAUGGUGUCAAAAAGUUUGCUCGAGCUAAGAAGGAGGUUAUUCUUUCAGCAGGUUCAGUAAACUCGCCUCAAAUUCUUAUGAUGUCAGGAAUUGGUCCCAAAUCUCAUCUUGAAUCUGUCGGCAUCAAAACUAAAUUAAACCUUCCUGUUGGCGAAAACCUCCACGACCACAUCAUGACCAUUUUGGCCCCCUUUCUCAUCAAUCAACCAAAAUCUUUUCUUGCCGAAAGGGAUUUUUCUCCAGCAGUAAUUUAUGACUACAGUGUCAAUGGAAAAGGACCACUCACUGUGCCGAACGCCCUUCACUCUCAGUUAUUCUACUCGUCUGCCUCUGUUCGAAAAUCCGGCGUUGAUUGGCCUGACAUUCAAGGUUUCUUUGCGCCUGCCGGGACUCAAGACGUAUUGGCGAAGUCAAUUUCCCGAGGUCAGAAUAUUCGCGAGGAAGUGCUCUACCCACUUUUGGAGCCUCAUUUUGGACGGGACAGUUUCGUCAUUUUAGUCGGUCUUGUGAGACCAAAGAGUCGUGGGAAUGUUCGACUUCAGGAUAAAAAUCCACUUUCACGUCCUUUGAUCGAUCCUCACUAUUUGGAACACCCAGACGAUGUGGCAGCUUUAGUUGACGGGGUCAAAAAGAUUGUGGACGUUUUUGAGUCGUCGGAACCGUUUAAAAAACUUGAAACACGUUUACCAAAACAACACACUAAAGGCUGUGAGCAGUAUGAGAUUCGUAGUUAUGCCUAUUGGGCAUGCCACAUCCGCCAUUUCACCCUGACUAUUUGGCAUCCUGUUGGCACUUGCCGUAUGGGUCGAGUUGACGAUAAGAUGUCUGUGGUCGAUACACGAUUAAGAGUCCUUGGAGCUAAGGGUCUAAGGGUGAUUGAUGCGAGUAUCAUGCCAACAAUCGUCAAUGCUAACACAGCAGCCCCAUCAAUGAUGAUUGGAGAAGCAGGGUCAGACGCAGUCAGAGAAUAUUGGAGUCAACAAUUUCACGUUUCGAAUUUAUGGGACUACACAUUUUCCCUGAAGCCGCAGGCCAAGUGCUACUACUCCCAACUAGUCUGAAAUUCUGAUUUUAUUCCUUAAAAUCUUUGUGAUAUCUCGUUACCUCUUGUUUCCUUAUUGUUAAAAGAUGGAUAUAAAGUUGUUCACCGAAAAAUGCCAUGAAA